Somion occarium is the source of this 2625-nucleotide messenger RNA. The record is from the annotation of a GenBank genome assembly. Lineage: Eukaryota; Fungi; Basidiomycota; Agaricomycetes; Polyporales; Cerrenaceae.
AAUAUACCGUCAGUUAGCUAUUUCUUUCAACGCUACUAAAUGGAGUCCGAAGCUACGCAUAUAACACUGGCUGGUACAUCGAUGUUUUCGCAUUGAAUGCAUCGCUUUUGAUGCUCAGUUACUACAUUUGCCGCGAGGACAAGCACGGUGGCUGAUUUUUAGGUUCAUGUCUUCGUUGCAUUGAACGUGCCGACGAUCUAGACACGUUCAAAUCGUACUUGAAGGCUGUAGAGAGGAAUAAACCUUUUCCUUCAGGUAUAUCGACCUGGUAGAUAUCUAUGUGGUAUGACAGUGUCAUUAUACUCCCACCCUACACACUGUAAGCAUAUAUAUACUAUCAGUCCGUCCUGAACGGCGAACUAAUUUGACCCCUUCGCUCCUAGUGGAGACCUCAUGAUAUAGAAGCAGAGAAGCAGUUCUUCCUGUUCAGCAUGAGGCGGUGGCAAGGACAUGAGCGCCUACGUGCAGACCAUACAGCUGUCAACCUGGAUUGAAAGGUCCCUCUAAAUCCAGCCCUCGCAAUCCCUCUUCCUCCUCGCUCCAUUUCCCAGGAACAGUAGGUCUUACCGACAAAAUGUCUUCCAGUAGCCCAGAUUGGAUGUCCACCUUUGAAGAGUUCAGGCGUAAUUUGGGACCUACGCUAAAUAAAGUAGAAGAGGGCGUGCGCCGCUUGAAGAGCGGUGACCCUAGCUCCAUGAAGUCUUUGGCCAAGCUCGUGCAUGGCGGGCAGGAAAUUAUCGAUAAACUCAAUUCAGAUGGGUUGCGCAAGGUUGCCGGAGAGUGGAUAGAAGAGACUGUCGAGGGCAGAGCCAAUGAGAUUCUGAAAGAGCUUGGGGGUAGGCCCAUCAAAGAUUCCCGUAGAACGGCUUUUGUCACAGAAGUGACUGAUUCGAGCUCAGACCAUGAGAUUCCACCCAAACCUGCUGAGCAACCUUCAGCUUCAAGCUCCCUUAAGCAAUCGGCGCAUUCGAUUAUGUCGCUAGUAACCGAGGCCAUGUCCGAUACGAGCAACACGGCAUCAAAGAGUGAGGAGUUAGUGCAGAUUGUCUUUGGGGGAACGAAGACGAUGGCGCAGGAUGUCGUUCGCCCGGUCGAGUCAGCUUCUUUAUCACCCGGCGACGAUGCUCAGUUAGGUGACAAUGCGCUUCAUGACCAACUCUUGUCCACGCUCAGUCCUCAAACCAGCCUAACUACGAGCAGUUCAGCACAAGGGCAACAGGAAGAUAGAGUCGCGACAAUUUCUUCAACUGUCCUUGAUCAGUUGGAAGCGAUAUCAAAGAGUUCGAGCGCCUCGGAGUUACUGCGAAAUGUCAUUGGGGGCACGAAGACGAUGGUGCAGACUGUUGUUCGCCCAGUCGAACCAGCCUCUUUAGUAUCCGGCGACGAUGCCCAAUUAGCUAUCGAUGCACUUCAUGAUCAACUGUUGUUUACGCUCACUCCUCAAGUCAAUCCAUCCGAUAAGCUGCGAUCGCUUCAACUCUUGAAACGUCUCUCCAUCACACACAACAAGUUGCCAAGGAAGCUCUUCCUGCCAGACGUCGAAUGCAAUGUUGCAGCCGGUCCUGUCCAAUGGGGCUCCUUCGCGGAUAUUUACUUGGGCAUGUAUCGGAAUCAACCUGUCGCGCUGAAGUUCCUGCGGAUGUUUCAGAAUACAAGUGGAUAUAAGGGCAUGAAGAGGAAGAAGAACUUUUACCGAGAAGCUCUCAUUUGGGCACAUUCAAGCAAACAUCCUCAUGUACUACCAAUCCUCGGUAUCAAUGACACAUGUUUCAAGCAUGGCAUGUGUAUGGUACUUCCGUGGAUGGAACAUGGAAGGAUAGGAGAAUAUAUCGAGAAGCUACAAGAUAAUGAGGACUUCGACAACGGUCAAGAGCAGGUGGACAGAUGGAUCCUGCAAAUCGCCAAAGGGUUGGCAUCGCUCCAUGAAGAAGAGAUCGUCCACGGCGAUCUUCGGGGUGCGAAUGUCCUUCUUGAUAGUGACCUGAACGCCCGAGUCGCGGACUUCGGAUUGGCUACCGUUGCCGAAGAUUACGCUACCCAAACCUCUACAGGUGGUCGACUGCCCAACUGGCUCGCUCCAGAAUUACUCGACCCUUUCGCACCUUUUACUCCAACGAAGGCUUCUGACGUCUACGCAUUUGGUUGCGUUUGCAUCGAAAUGUAUACAGGCAAGGCUCCCUAUGCGGGCCUCAGUACAUGGCAGCUUUUGGAACAAGUCCGAAAUGGUCACAAACCUGCUCGUCCUAACUUCUACGAUGACGACCCUAUGUCUGAUGAGCUGUGGUCCUUAGUCGACCGCUGCCUGUCUAUGACCCCUGCGGAUCGCCCCACAGCAGAGGCGGUGGCGAUAGCGUUGAGUGGUUUGCGCUGAGUUCUCUCCAGAGAACUCUGAUGUCUACAGAGGAAGUGUAUCAGUCGACCAUCGUGUGGUGGCAGAACGCUUGUAGUGUUUAGUCAUCCGAUGCUUGUUCACUUUUCCUCCCGACCGGCCUACCUCACGACUCACCAUGAAUCAUAACCAAAUAUUAUAGUCCAUGGCACAGCCGGGCAUUUCGAACUAUCACACCGUUUGUAUCCACGGUUCUGUUGUAUAUCCAUUGAUAUUAUUAUGCCGUGGUUCCGGUC